Molecule: messenger RNA, 6730 nt
Organism: Hypanus sabinus (Atlantic stingray)
Lineage: Eukaryota; Metazoa; Chordata; Chondrichthyes; Myliobatiformes; Dasyatidae
Product: protein angel homolog 1-like
Exons: 10
Coding region: 92-2188 (698 amino acids)
Molecular function (GO): 3'-5'-RNA exonuclease activity
Source: RefSeq, a predicted model, not a curated record
CCGGGAUCAGUAAACUCCAGCCCGCCCCGCCCCGCCCCGCCCUGCCUCCACCAACAAAGCGGCGGCUGCGGCGCAUGCUUGGUGCGGCGGCAUGGUGGGCUCCUUGCUGUGUUAUGUCCUGGCGCCGCUCGCCACUUUCCUCAGCUGGAUCACAGGUCCCCGCAUUGAUGAUGACAUUGAAGAAGAACGUCCAGAGGAUUCGUGCUUGGAAACUGAUGAAGUGUCUGGCAGUGGUUCCACUUCAUGGUUCCCACUUAGCAAAGACCAAAGUGUUCUGCUGCAGGAUUGGCUAGGCGUGCCAAGUGCAAUUUCGAGAGGGGUAUCAGAAGAGGAGAGGGGCACAAGUGUUGAUGCUGAUCAGGUCCCCCAGCAGUCUCUGACAGAGAUCUUGGAGUCAGAAGAAGCCGCCAUGACAUGGCAGCAAGCGAGGAGCAGGCCAACAUUGGGCCCACAGUUGGAUCCGUGUCAGGUUGCUGCAGACCAGGGGAACACUGAGGCCCAGAGGACAUCUACACCAGACACCUCCGUGAGCUGGACGCCCUCCCUUCCACAGGGUGAAAAGAAGGAGACCUCAGGUUGGAUGCCAGCAUCUCCCCAGAGUGCAGACAGGGUCCUCAGACCCCCUCCGACUAGGUGGCAGUUCCAACCUCAACAGUAUGACCACCAGAAUGUGGGCACGACUGAUUGGCAGUUGAUGGCAUCGCACAGCAUGAGCCAGCCUGCUGGCAGCCAGAUAUGGCACUUGCCCACUGCAUUAGGCGUGAAUGAAGCAGCAGCAAAUACACUGUGGCAGUUCCAAAAUGAAGGUGAUCUUCUGAUGAACAUAGGCCAACUAUCCAGAACGUGGGAGCCUUUAAAGAGACAGCGUGUGGAUGAAGCCAGUAAAGGCGGUCUAUUUGAGUUCACCAUCAUGUCAUAUAAUAUCCUAUCACAGGAUCUUCUGGAGACCAAUAAAGAUCUAUACUCUCACUGCCAGCCAGAGUUUCUGACCUGGGAAUUUCGAUUCCAGAAUAUUAUGGAGGAGUUUGAGUCCUGGGAUGCUGAUAUUAUGUGCCUGCAGGAAGUUCAGGAAAACCAUUACUAUCAGCAGUUUCGGCCAGCUCUCCAGCUAAGGGGUUAUGACUGCAUAUACAAACGGCGCACUGGCAUCAAGACAGAUGGGUGUGCUGUGUGCUUUAAGCGGGACCGAUUUAGUUUAGUCUCUGAGCACCCUGUGGAAUAUUUCCGACCCAUUGUGGAAACGUUGAACAGGGACAAUGUGGCACUGCUGGCUUUGCUUCGGCCCCUAGCUCCAGGCUCCAGCCAAGACGUCUCAAAGCUGCCCGACAUCUGUGUGGCAAACACUCAUCUCAUCUUCAACCCAAGGCGGGGGGACAUCAAACUCACCCAGCUAGCUGUGUUGUUUGCUGAAAUUCAGCAGGUGGUGCAGGCAGCUCAGGGUGAUGGCACACCUUGUCCCGUCAUCCUCUGUGGGGAUCUGAACUCUGUCCCAGACUCCCCUCUGUAUAAACUCAUCUGCAAUGGAGAGCUGUACUAUUAUGGAAUACCUACCUGGAAGGUAUCCUGUCAGGAAGAUUACUCUAAUCAAUUCUGUCCGAGGAAACUCUACGGUCCUCUUUGGCCGAGCAGACUCAGGAUAACUGACAACUGUCAGUAUGUGGCUGUAUGUGAAAAGAAGACUACAGGAAUCCGGAGGUACGGCCGUGAGUUCCUCCUCCAAUUUCGAUUCUCCACACCGGCACUAGUGCGGCCAGAGCAUCUCGAUUUUAUUGAAGGCGUAACGGAUGCUAAACCAGAGCCUCCUGGAGAUGGGUCGGAGCGCUAUGUCAGGGUGUCUGAUCCAGAGGACGAACUCUUCUGUAAAAGGUCUCCCACCACCAUCCGACACAACCUCAACCUGACCUCAGUCUACACUCAUUUUCAGUCUGACACGGGACGACCUGAGGUCACGACCUGCUCGUCGGGCUUUGGCCUCACUGUGGAUUACAUAUUCUACUCUGCGCAGCCUGUUGCUGACACAAGUAGAAAAGGGCACCGGCGAUACCAGGAUGGACCGCUGAAGCUGCUGGGCCGGCUCUCCCUUCUCUCUGAGCACGACAUCUGGCUGGCUAAUGGUUUACCCAACACCAUCUGCUCAUCUGAUCACCUGUCCCUUCUGGCCAAGUUUGGGCUGAAGCCCCACGGUUGAUCUUACAAAGAAAUGGAGAGAGAACAGUGAGACUUGCUACUGGCAGGUGCCUUUGCAAAGCUUUUUGGACAGGUGCCCCUUGGAUGGGUAGAAUGAAGUUCCUUGUAGGGUACAUAAUUGCCAUUUUAUGGUCUGAAUUAGGCUACUUUAAUCUUUUUGCUUUUUUAGUGGUCUGGAAUAUCGAGUACACUGCUUUAAGAUAAUGAAAAUACAGAUGGCCUUUUGGCUGAUGAUUUUGUCACCAAGAGUUUCCAGAAUGUGAUUUUCUUUUGUUUCCCAGGCAAGAGCUUCCUUGAAAGCCAAUUGGACAUAGUGAUAAUUUGCCAAGUGUUAUUUCUGGGCACUUUGUUACCCCUGAACCCACCCCCCCCCCCCCCCAUACAUACCUUGGCUGGAUGCUGAACUGUGCUGGAUCCCCUAGAGGCAAGUCAUUUUAUAUUCCUUUCAUUUGCACUAUACAAGGCAGAGUCCACUGUCUGUUAACCAAAUCUCAACUUUCUUUCCCCCUCUGGCCCUGGGGUUUUAAAAUCUUCCUUCUGCCUCUCAGCAGGUCGCAGUCAAUUCAAAAACAGUGCUGGUUUGCACCUUUGGACGGGCAUGCAUGGUUUGGGGAAGGGAUGGGAAUGGGGUGGUUUUUAAGUCCCUCUAGGGAACUAGUACAUUAAUUCAACACUAACAGGUUCUUCUUCCUUGUCAAGCAUAGUUUGGCAUACUUAAGUACCCCUGCUUCUGGCCUUUCCCAUUUCAUAUAUAUACACACACAGACACACACAUAAAUUUUGGACCUUGUCCACAAAAUAGUGUAGUGAUCCCUACUUCUGAAAUUCCUUCCUUAAAUGAAAGCAGUAUCGGGGUUCUGUCUUCUUUCCAUGGUAGCCUGACGUGAGUUAGUAACAGGUGUGAUGCACUCUCUCUAUCCCUGCAUCAGGUUUCCAGGGGAUUCACUGCUGCUUAUAGGUGAAGCAGCUGAAGAGUGGGUUGACUCAGGGAGACCAGAACUAUUGGAGACAAAUUCACCAAAAAUUAAGGGUUCUUUACCUGGUGCCCUCUCUAAUUUCUUCAUUGCUGGAUAAAUAACCAAAAACAACGCACAUAAAAAGUGCUUUAGGAACUUAGUGCAAGCCAGGCAGCUUCUACAGAGGAGAAUAAAAAUAUUGAUGUUUUGGGCCAAGACAUCAGAAUCAAGAGAUCAGAACAGACCUUCUUGGCCCGAAACGGCGACUGUUUAUUCCCCUGCAUAAAUCCUACCUGAUCUGCUGAGUGCCUCCAGCAGUCUGUGUGUGUUGCUGAAGAUUUCCAGCAUCUGCAUGAACUCUUGUGUUUAUAAAUGAAGACUGAUAAUGAGGCAAGAGAUUUCAGGUGCUGGAAUCUGGAGCAACAAACAAAUGCUGGAGGAACUCCCCGGUCAGGCAGCAUCUACAGAUAUGGGGUUUGGGGUGUGAAUCUGUUGAGGGGUCUCAAUCAGAAAUGUCAACUGUCCAUUUCCCUCUGCAGAUGCUGCCUGACUGAGCUGCUCCAUUGGUUUAUUUUUGCUGACUGUUGUCUGCCUGUGCUUUAACUGUGUGAUGCAGUCAAUGUACUGAAUAUUGUCUUUCUGUCACAGCAGAGUGCUUUUUGCUCUCCGAACUGAAAAUCAGAGCCUUUCCACUAGUUCACUGCCAAAUCCCAGCCACUCCCGCUUGCUCCAUUUUUAAAACUGUUUUUCUCUCUCUCCCUGACCCUGAGCCCCUCUCUUUGUGUCUCAGUAGAAGGGAAGGGACAACAGCUGGGAUUCCCACCACAUCUCGUCCUCCAUUCAGGACGAGGUAAGUGUGUGAAUCGAGGCCCUGCUCAAAGCUCCUUGCUCUCCCACUCGUCAUGUUCAGGUAAUAAGGAAGGGCAGAUUGAGCUUUAUUUAGCUUGCAUUUCAAUGGCACUGCUUGAAAUGUUGUCCCAGUAGUCACACGGAAACACGAGAAAAUCUGCAGAUGCUGGAAAUUCAAGCAAAACAUACAAAAUGCUGGUGGAACGCAGCAGGCCAGGGAGAAGUACUGUCGACGUUUCGGGUCAAGACCCUUCGUCAGGACUAACGGAAAAAAGAGAUAGUAAGGGUUUGUUGGGGUGGGGGAGACCCGAAAUGAUAGGAGAAGACAGGAGGGGGAGGAAUGAACCUAACAGCUGGGAAGUUGACUGGCAAAAAGGAUAUAAGGCUGGAAAAGGGGGGAGUAUCAUAGCCUUGGAAGAAAGAAAGGUGGAGAGGAGCACCAGAGGAAGAUGGAGAACAGGCAAGGAGUGAAUGUUAGAGGGAAAGAGAGAGAAAAAAAAAUUAAAAAUUAGGGAUGGGUUAAGAAGGGGAGGAGGGGCAUUCACAGAAGUUAGAGAAGUCAAUGUUCAUGCCAGCAGGUUGGAGGCUACCCAGACAGAAAAUAAGGUGUUGUUCCUCCAACCUGAGUGUGGCUUCAUCUCGACAGUAGAUGACAGUCUUCCUGGUGGGGGACUGGACAUCCAUGAUGAAAAUAAGACGAUUGGGGCCAGGGAACUUGACAAAACAGUGUCGAGGUAUGCAGAAAUGAGUUUGGUGGGGCAGCAGCAAGCUGAAACAAUGGGUCUACCUGGACAACACACACAAAAUGCUGGUGGAAUGCAGCAGGCCAGGCAGCAUCUAUAGGAAGAAACGUUGACUAUACUUCUCCCUAUAGAUGCUGCCUGGCCUGCUGCAUUCCACCAGCAUUUUAUGUGUGUUGCUUGAAUUUCCAGCAUCUGCAGACUUCCUCGGGUCUACCUGGACAGGCAGGUUUGUGGAUCUUGGGUAGGAGGUAGACACGAGAAGUGCGGGGUGUGGGAACUGAGGUUGGUGGCAGUGGAUGGGAGAACCCCAGAGCUGAUAAGGUUGUUGAUGGUGUGGGAGACAGUGGCCUGGUGCUCCUUAGUGGUGGUCAUGUUUGAGGGGCAAAUAAGAGGAGGUAUCAGCGAGUUGUCACUGUGCCUUGGUCAGUACGCCAGACUACUACAGCGCCCCCCUCCCCCCCCUUAUCAGCAGGUUUUAUGGUAAGGUUAGGAUUGGUGCGGAGGGAGUGGAGAGCAGAGCGUUCGGAAGGAGUUAGGUUGGAAUUGUGGUGAAGUCGAGAUGGUUGAUGUCCCAUCGGCAGUUAGCAAUAAAAAGAUCCAGAGUGGGGUGUCCAUGAAGAGGAGGAGGAUUGAAGACAGGAGAAGGGGUCAUUGGUGGUCCUUGCUGAAGAAGUAAGCUCGGAGACGGAGACAGCGGAAGAAGAGUUCAGCGUCAUGGCGUACGUGGAACUCACUGAGGUGUGGGCGCAGGGGGACAAAGGUGAGGCCCUUACUGAGGACAGAGCGCUCUGCCUCAGAGAGUGGAAGGUCGGAGGAGACGGUGAAGACCCAGCAUGGAUGCGAGCUGAGAUCAGAGGGGGAGGUAGGUUGGUAAUGUCAGUGGAGAGGGGAGGGUUGGGAGGAAGAUGGAGCCUCUAGCUCUCCAUCUGGAGCUGUCUUACCUUGUGCCAGCGAGUGCAAGGCUCUGCUGAGCACUUAGCAAGUGCCACCACACAGUGUGGCCUCUUGCCACACAACUUAUCAGUGUGUUGUGUGCUGCUGGGGCUGAGAAUAAUGUGCACCUUACUGUGGAAGGGAAUCCAUGUUCAGUACCUGUAACACUACAUUUGGACAUGGCGAGGAAAUAAAGGAGCUAAGUAUAGCCCUUCAGGCCUCUUCUACUUGAACUUAGGGCUGAUCUCUCUCUCAACUCAAUGUGUCCUUGCAGUGAACCUUUUAAUGUAGAGGUGAGGAAAAAUAUGAGCCAGGUUUCUUCUGGUGUGCAGAUUCCGUGUUGGGAUGGGAAAAGGACCCAUCCUGGUUAACCAUGACAUUUGGGCAGGUUAAUGUCUCUGCAGACAUUGUGAUAAAGUCAGAUGAAGUGAGGAAGGACACAAGGGAGUGUAGGAACCUCUUAAAUUGUGUUUUGAGGCUUUGUGUCGCUUCAUUGCACAUUUUGGAAAUGAAACUCGUGUCUCAAAGCAAUGAGCUAUAUUGUUACAUGACUUCUAGCUCUUCUGGGAAUGCUCACGAGACAGAGGGGCAUUGUUAGUGUGAUGGGAACUCUAUUCCCCAAGUGAGUGACCUGUUCAGUGCAUUCUGCAUCACGUCUCGGGAUCUUUCCCAGAUGAAGCCAUAAUAAUGGCCUUUGAGUCAAGAGAUAAAAAUAUUGGACAUUCGUAAUGUAAUUUAAACACUACCUCCCAAACAAGCAGACAAUUGCCAUACAUUUAAUUCUUAGCUGCUUUUGUAAAUGUUUAUACGACUGGUUUCUGCAUUUAGAGAUUGUUUUGGAUUAAUUGAAGUUUAAAGUUAUGUAAUGUGGAUCCAGUCUCAGCUAAAGGACCAAACCCCUCGGUCAGCUGGAAUUCUGGGGCUUAUGGAUUUGUGCCUAAGGUUUUAAACAGUUAGUGUUUAAAAAUGCAUAGAUAAAGCAUAUAUUCAAAUGGUGCAAUUCAAAGGCUGUGUUUUGCUGAUAUUUUUGUGACUUAAGGAAAUAAAAGCUCGUUUAUUUGA